Wallemia mellicola CBS 633.66 is the source of this 5587-nucleotide messenger RNA. RefSeq lists its product as hypothetical. Gene Ontology annotation, cellular component: nucleolus. The record is from RefSeq and is a predicted model, not a curated record. Bases 1 to 5529 code for a protein of 1842 amino acids. Lineage: Eukaryota; Fungi; Basidiomycota; Wallemiomycetes; Wallemiales; Wallemiaceae. Gene Ontology annotation, biological process: maturation of LSU-rRNA from tricistronic rRNA transcript (SSU-rRNA, 5.8S rRNA, LSU-rRNA); maturation of 5.8S rRNA from tricistronic rRNA transcript (SSU-rRNA, 5.8S rRNA, LSU-rRNA). The transcript has 7 exons.
AUGACGCCGCCGCCAGCCAAGCGUCAGAAACCAGAGAUUGAAUUCAGCGAUGGCUUAGAUUUUAUCACCAAGUUUAGCACAGCGUAUAGGACAUCCUCAUACGAGGGUCACUCUAUCAAGGAUCUCUUGACUGCUUUCAGGAAUGCUAUCAGCGUACCACAGGAUCUUCCACUAUCAGAUAAACGCUACAGACUUGUGUUAGAUUAUCUCAAGCGUUCUUCUAACGCUUCUGAAUUGUUCAGAGCAUGGGAACUUUGUCAUCAGGAUAAAAAUCUCGCUUCUACUCUGCCAUUGCCAAUAUCUGCAAUAGCUGCUUUACUCAACGUUGCAGCAUCUCACACUCACUUGCAUCCAUCAGCACUUGCUAUCUUGAAUGAAGCUAUUAAAUCACAGCAUUUCCUUAGAGAUUACAUGUCAGAGACCAAGAAUGAUCUCAUAUUGGCCGCAUUAAAGCUCACGCUCGCUAUGGCUGAAGCUGCCGGUAGAAUUGGUGUACAACGUGAAAUGCGCACCAUUUGGGAGAACUUUGGUUGGAAUUAUAAGUUUGUACCAAAAUUGUUAAAUAUGCGCAGAAAGAAGUCAAGCGAAGCUGAUAACGAUCCGAUUGGGAAAGCAGACAUUCGCACACUCUAUUUGCUUCUCAACUUGGUUUUUAUCUCACCAUCACUCUCAAACCCUUACCUUAUCAAUGCUCAUCUCUCGCAAAAAGAGACCAACCAGCAACUCUUCCGAGGCCUUCUACAUGAUCACUACCUAGUUAUUCAGAAAUUUCUGCAAGUUUGGCAUGAUGUCUGGUCAGAUGGUCGCGUAUCAAGAUCCACCAAGCUGUUUGUUUGGAAUGAGCAGACUAUUGACCACUUAUUGAAACUUUACAACAGAGUCGAUGAUGAAAGUAGUGAUGAUCAUGAGUUUAUACCAGCCAAACUCGUUCAUGCGUAUUUAAAAUCAUUGUGCACAAAGCCUGGUUUUGCAUUGUGUUUCAAAGACGAUGGCUAUUAUCCUAGAAGCAAACAGCAACCUAGUGAUAAUGUCAUGACUGAAAGACUCUACAAUCGUCAAUUGUUGGGUGUUCUGAAGAACCUUCGCAUUGGUGAUAGUGAACUUCAUGCAGACUUGGCUUUGUCAAUUCUAUCAGCAUGCCCAGAACUAUCAUCCCACUAUUGGAAGCAAUCUAGUCUUACUCUUGAACCCCGCUUAUCAUCAAGAUGGAUCUCAAACAUCUCAUACUUGGCAUGUGCAGUUUCUUUGCCAGUACCAUCAGAUACGUUCAAGCAUAAUGAUUCAUUCAAGUCAUCACCACCACCACUCAACAACAUGAUUGAAUCUAUCUUACCAACUAUCAUACAGAAAGCGAACUUCACGAAAGCUUUCUACGCCUCACCUCCAAUUGAAUUGGUACAACACUGCAUUGCGUUGGCACUUUCUAAAGCACUCGAUAAGCUAGACAGGGUACAAAAAUUAAUGUUGGAAGCCGCGAUUUCAUUGGAAGAAAAUGAAAACGAUGGUCAGUGGUACAAGCGUCGUAGAGAGCUACUCCGCGAAGCAAUGAAGAGACUUCCGGAAGGAAAAGCAAUCGCUCAUUUUGCAGCAUCUCAGGAAUCAUCAAAAAAUAAGAUGCUAUCCGAGAAUUCAUUACGUUUGUUAUAUCAAUAUCAAUCAAUCAUUCCACCUGCUUUCCAAGAAGCCCAAAUUGACAUUUCAAAACUGUUAUUCUCAGGUGGUCUUGCUAACCCUGAUCUCAGUUCUUUUGAUGCCCUUAGCCAAUUGCAUGCUCUCAGAUUGCUCAAAGGUAGUGAUGUCUACAACGUUGCUUCGAAAGUAGGUUCCGAAAGUGCGUUCAAAGCUAUCAUGAAAUUACAUAUCAACACCAAGCAUGCUUUCAUUAGGGAUGUAACAAGUGAAAUUGUUUCUAAUUUCCUCUCUAAUAGUGUCUUAUUCGAACAUGAUAAGACUGAAACUCAGCUCUGGUUGUCGAAUUUGACUCUCGAUAGUCUUGAUUUUAUUGAUGGUUGUAUUCUUCGUUGUGUCAAGACACCUUACAGAUACUUGGAGCAGAUAAGAAGUAUGUUAGAUAGCAAUGUAGAUAUUGACAUACCUGCAUUGGUACCAUCACCACUCGUGUUCACUCUACUUGAACAACUAAAUUAUCAAGUAUCAAAGAAGCUACUUAGUGAUGACAACGCUUCUGAAUUAGCAGCAUAUGUUCGUAAUUUGAUCAUUGGACUCGCUGGUAAACAACCUUCAAUUAAGGGUAUCAUCAAAAAUCUUUUCGAAUGGCUUCAACGUAUUUGUGAUAACCACGACGGCGUCAAUACUCGUAAUCAAUCUAGUCUGAUUAAGCAUCAAAUCAAGGGUCUUACUAAGUCUCUCAAGAAGGUUGCUGGAUUGAAUGGUCUCGAAAGAUCCGACUUACCUACACGCAUCUAUUCAUUGGAUCCUGUCAGUCAAAACGUUUUUGCAUCUCUUCAGUUUGAUGGAUCAGAGAGUGUGACAAACAGAUUUGAUCUUCUUGUGCCUCAUAUUACACAAGAAUCACUUGAAAAUCCAGUUUCUAGAGAUUAUAUCAAGGAGAGCGCAUUAUCGUACUACUCUCACGCUCGUUCAGCGCAAUUCUUAAUCCAUAGACUAGGUGACGAGUCUGGCAAAGCUGCAUUCGUAGGCUUGCUAGUCGAACUUAUUAAGUUUGCUAGAAAGGAUGAAAAGAGGGCUGUCAUUGAGACUACUUUACAAUCAGAGGAGCUGCUCACUAUUUUCAAUGGAAAGGAUAUUGAUGCUAAUUUGUCAAGAUCUUUGAGGAAUUUCACAAGCGAGCUUAGAAAGCUUGAAUACGUAUCUAGCGACUAUUCCUCUCAAUUAUCUAAUUUUGUAGUGCAAGCUGUUACUCAAUUCGCAGGAAAAGAUUGGAAGUCUUACGAGAACGUCAUGCUUUCUUGGAUACCUUUCUUCAAUUACAAGCAGCUUGAGGAGGCGCUGGUCAUAUCAUCGAGUAACAUCCCUGAAAGCUCAGCGACAUUAACUCAAGUUUUGAAAAUACUCAGUGAAGGACAGCACUCAGAAUCAGUAGCAACUAUUUGCGAGAAUUCAAAAUUACUUCCAGCUCUCAUUGAUGUUGUAUUCAGAACUACCGAUGAGGAAGUGCUAGACCAGCUCUAUGUAUUCUUCGAACGUUUGCUACCAUUGAGGAGCUUCAAAAAGGGUAAUGCAAAGGUUGCUGAUGUCCAAUUCAAGAGUGUCUUGAAGCCAAUUGAGAUAGAUGUCAAGAAAAUUUCGUUACCUCAAUCACCAAAGCAGGAUGCAAUCAUUGCCUUGUUGAUCACAAGGUUCCCACAAUACAGACGUGCAUUCUACAAGUCAGCCAAAAAGGUUGACGCUGGUGAUAUCCCUAUAUUAUCUGCUACUACAUACGCUAACAUCAUCGCUCUUGGUGUCCGCUUGGAUGGCUCGAUCAAAGAUGACGAGAUUGACUUAGCAAAGAAAGUGGCUGGAAAUGCUAUUCAACAUGCCAUCAAUGGCGUAGAAGAAAUCUCGAUCGAACAUACUUUAGCUUUGUUGCAAUCAUCCGAAUAUGUUUCAGCGUUAUUAUCCCAUUUAAAUUGGGUGCCAGGAUCUAGUGCACAAUCUUGCAAGGUCCUCAGUCAAAUUGCUAAGUGGGCAUGUAAAUAUGAUGAUGCAAAGGACUUUAUCAGAUCUGCUUUCCUUGAAAAUGUUGGGAAGCUUCUAAGAGUUGUCGACAAGCAAGAAGAGGAGGUCAGCGAAGUUGCUCUAGAGCGUCUUACAGAGGUAGCUUAUAAGAUUAGCUUAACUGCAGAUGACCUCGAAUCAUUCCUCAUUACAACGUCACAACGUGGACUGGGCCAAGCUCAUGUUAUGAAAUUCGCAACCACAUUGCUUAAAUUAGUAGAUAUCCCACCACAUCUCUGCCUAUCCUUACUUCAACAAGUUUAUGGUUCCGAUUUGUUCAAGGAUGCGUCAGAAAAAUUGGACGUUACAAAGCAAAGAUUAGUCGAAUACAUUCAUACACUAUUCUUCAAGGCUCCUGUUGCACUUUGCCAACUCGCACAAAUUAACCCUUUGGUUAAUAUUUAUAAUGCAACUUUGCAUAGAUCGGAUACUCUCAUAUUGGAUAUUUUCAAUCUCUUUGAGCGCGUUUGCAGACAGUCACUUAUCGCAAUCACGCGUGUAUGGGUACCACCUUCGACCAUUUCAGCGGCAAAUUCGGGCAAUCGUACAAUAGAUGCAAUUGUUGCUUUGGAUUCUAACAAGAUAUUCAAUACUUGCUUGAAUUUUCCAAAUAGAUUGUCAUUCUCUGACGUUAUAUCUAACGUUGAUGACGUUGAACAUAAAGAGGAUCUCUACGAUCCAAGGUUUUUAAUGGCAUUGCUUUCAAGUGUCUUCAGGGAUGAAACUCUGACCGAUUUUGAAUACCUCGAAUUAGUGAGAUGUUCUAUUAUCAACAUCCCAAUAGUCGGUUUGUCAUCACGCAGACCUGACAUAAGGAAGGUGUCCUUGCAUUUAAUGGGUCAUGUCAGUGCUUGGUUAAAUAAACAUAACUUCACUGAAAAGCAAGAAUUAGAAUAUCUGUUGCAAAACUUCCGCAAUACUAUCCCACCACAUGAAAUGCACGAGGAAGUACCUAGAUCAUCGACAUUAAUAACGGUUUUGGUCGCUCAUGCUACGAGAGCUAUAGUCAAUCCAACAACUCAUGCUUACCCACUCAUAAUGAGGUUCCUUCUUCAACGUCCGUAUAUGGAUGUGAAGAACGUACCACUCUUCUUUGAUCUCUUGUUGAGCUAUAAUGAAGAUAGGAAAUGGGAACGUGGUUGGAUAUUGCGUUUUGUUCGUGAUGCCGUUAAAUCAUCGGAUGACUGGCGUAUGAUGAAACGCAGACAUAACUGGGACGUAUUGGCAACUCUAUAUGAAUCAUCCAAUGACGAUUCUUCAAUAAGAACCUUAAUUGAAGAAAUAGCUCUCACUUUAACAACUAAUCCAAGUACUGCAACGAAUUUAGUCUGCUCAAAGCCAAUAUUAAUGUGGAUUAAUCAACAAUUUGCAAUUACAAAACUUGGCAAUAAAUCAUUACAGAAUUUCCUCAAUGUUGCUUUACAAAUACUUAAGAAUGGUGAUAUUAACGCAAUCGACCAUGCUACUAGAGGUGUUUGGAGGUCUGAAGUGUUAUCUAUUGCCAAUUUAUCAACUAAAUAUGCCAAUAUAACAUGUUUGAAAUUAUCAUCAGAAAUUAUUUGGAGAUUAUCACGAUUGGAUAAACUAGACAGAUACCCUGAUACAAUUACACCAGUUUCUUUCAAUGUUGUUUUGCAAAAUCUCAUCACUUCAGUGUCAAAUGCUGACUACGAAGCUGAUGAAAUGUACAAGGAAACUUUAAAGUAUCUUGGACUUGUCUAUUCAAGUGUUCCAGCGACAUCUGACAAUAUUAAAAACGGUUGGAUACAACUUACGAGCAGAUUGCUAGCAACAGGUGACGAAGAGUAUUACAACAUGGUAUUGGGACAAUUACAUGGGUUUUUGUAGUUAAAUUUUAAUAAUUUAUUCUCUAUUGUUUAUAGCGUUUGACCAACUGGUGAUAUUU